This is a messenger RNA of Phyllostomus discolor (pale spear-nosed bat), 4424 nucleotides long. RefSeq names its product karyopherin subunit alpha 6 (gene KPNA6). The transcript is spliced from 14 exons. NCBI's taxonomy places the organism in Eukaryota, Metazoa, Chordata, Mammalia, Chiroptera, Phyllostomidae. Gene Ontology annotation, molecular function: protein binding; nuclear import signal receptor activity. The record is from RefSeq and is a predicted model, not a curated record. Bases 279 to 1889 code for a protein of 536 amino acids. Gene Ontology annotation, biological process: NLS-bearing protein import into nucleus. Gene Ontology annotation, cellular component: nucleus; nucleoplasm; cytoplasm.
AAAAACUAAGAACUCCUAGAUAUGCUAUCUUUAGCAGAUACCUCUUCCAGCCUCCACCCAUCUCUUUCAUAUUCCAUCCUUAAUCCUCGCCCUUAACAGCUGCGGUCUCUUUAAGGGUUUUUCUGUGUAAACUAGGCGGUAGGGCUGAGGGCGCAUUUCUUCCUAGGGUUGAAUGGUAAGUUGUUUGUCCGUUUCGGGCUGCCGUCCUGCAGGCCCGCCAUAUUGUCUGCUGAAGCUGCCGCCGCUGCCGCCGCCAAGUAGGAGCGAGCGGAGCCGCGAUGGAAACCAUGGCAAGCCCAGGGAAAGACAAUUAUCGAAUGAAGAGCUAUAAGAACAAUGCCCUAAACCCUGAGGAAAUGAGGCGAAGAAGAGAGGAAGAGGGCAUUCAGCUUCGGAAGCAGAAGCGGGAGCAGCAACUUUUUAAACGGAGAAAUGUGGAGAUGAUUAAUGAAGAAGCCGCCAUGUUCGACAGUCUCCUCAUGGACUCUUAUGUGAGCUCUACCACUGGGGAGAGUGUGAUCACAAGAGAGAUGGUAGAGAUGCUCUUUUCUGAUGACUCUGACCUGCAGUUAGCAACCACACAGAAAUUCCGGAAACUGCUCUCCAAAGAGCCUAGCCCUCCGAUAGAUGAAGUUAUCAACACUCCAGGAGUGGUGGAUCGGUUUGUGGAGUUUCUGAAGAGGAAGGAGAAUUGUACAUUACAAUUUGAAGCUGCCUGGGCUCUGACGAACAUUGCCUCUGGAACCUCUCAGCAGACCAAAAUUGUCAUUGAAGCAGGGGCUGUCCCCAUCUUUAUAGAGCUGCUUAACUCGGACUUUGAGGAUGUACAGGAACAGGCAGUCUGGGCACUGGGAAACAUAGCUGGAGACAGCUCCGUGUGCCGGGAUUACGUCCUGAACUGUUCCAUCCUUAAUCCUCUGUUAACACUCCUUACAAAGUCCACACGACUAACAAUGACACGGAAUGCAGUCUGGGCCCUGUCGAACCUCUGCCGAGGAAAGAACCCACCUCCAGAAUUUGCAAAGGUAUCCCCUUGUUUGCCUGUGCUGUCUCGCCUUCUCUUCAGCAGCGACUCAGACUUGCUGGCAGAUGCUUGCUGGGCCCUUUCUUAUUUGUCCGAUGGCCCCAAUGAGAAGAUCCAGGCAGUCAUAGACUCUGGAGUCUGCAGGAGAUUGGUAGAGCUUCUAAUGCAUAACGAUUACAAAGUGGCUUCUCCUGCACUAAGAGCUGUGGGUAACAUCGUCACUGGGGAUGACAUCCAAACCCAGGUCAUUCUCAACUGUUCAGCGCUCCCUUGCCUCCUCCACUUGCUGAGCAGCCCCAAGGAGUCAAUCCGGAAAGAAGCUUGCUGGACCAUUUCAAAUAUUACUGCUGGCAACAGGGCUCAAAUACAGGCUGUCAUAGAUACAAACAUCUUCCCUGUGUUGAUUGAAAUUCUUCAGAAAGCAGAGUUCCGUACAAGGAAAGAGGCAGCCUGGGCCAUCACCAAUGCUACAUCUGGAGGAACUCCUGAGCAGAUCAGGUACCUGGUCUCACUAGGCUGCAUCAAACCCCUGUGUGACUUGCUGACUGUGAUGGAUUCAAAGAUUGUGCAGGUGGCUCUCAAUGGACUGGAGAACAUCCUUCGGCUCGGAGAGCAAGAGGGCAAGCGCAGUGGCUCGGGGGUGAAUCCCUACUGUGGCCUCAUCGAAGAAGCCUACGGCUUGGAUAAAAUUGAGUUUCUCCAGAGCCACGAGAACCAGGAGAUCUACCAGAAGGCCUUCGACCUCAUUGAGCACUACUUUGGCGUAGAAGAUGACGAUAGCAGCCUGGCUCCGCAAGUGGAUGAAACGCAACAGCAGUUCAUCUUCCAGCAGCCUGAGGCCCCCAUGGAGGGCUUCCAGCUAUAAUGUCUGCCUCCGGGGAGGGGAUGGGAUGGGAAGCACCACCAACCAGCGGAAGAGCAGCCCUCCGGUGAGGGGGAAGCAGCCCCCACCGUCAGCCACCACACACCUCUGCUGCCCUGGAAACUGUGCUCUUGACCUGCUCCACCCCCUUCCCUGGAGGGAGCACCCUCUGGACAGACAGAACCAUCUGAGGCUCACAUUUGGGUUUUGUGACAAGAAGGGGACGUGUUGGGUUUUUCUUCCUCACACUAUAUUUUGGCUGCACAUAUGUCUUUAACCCAGGAGCCCAGGGGUAGACAAAGGAGGACUGAGGUAAUCAAUUUUGCACCUUUUUUAUUUUUAUUUUUUCUUUAGUGGUGACUUUGUCCCCUUUAUCUUCCUUCAUCCUUCCCAGUUCUCUGCCCUGAUCUGUGUAACUCUUAUCUUGGGUACUUGAGAAGGUGGAAUAUUCCAGAAAUGGGGGUGGGAUGGGAGGGGAGAAAUCCAAAACAAAGUGUUCUUGCUCUGACAGAAUAUUAAUCUUGUAUGCUUGGAUUGAGUUAUUUAAUUUUUUUUCUUUUGCACAUUUUUCUUGUAUUAAGAUUGCUCUUUCCAAGAACCGUGAGUUCCUGGUUUUAGGAAUCCCAGCUGCCAGCAUUGUCUGGGACUAGAGGCUGAGGGGGGAGGUCACUGUGAGACAAAGGCCCUUCCUUCUCUUCCCUCUAACCCCUUCCCAGACCUCUUUAGUUUGGGAGAUCCCCUCACUCUCCUGGGGCAAGUACACCCGUGGGAGUGGAGCAGGGGGCGCAGGCCUUUCAGACAGGGCUUCCCAUGUGUCGCUACUGAUCCCAUGUUUCCUACCCACCUUCCAAUGGUGCGACCCGACUUCAUUUGUUUACUUGAAACUUCCCCUCAGAGAUGAACGAGCCUCUGAGGUAGCUGUAUUUCCUCCUAAGCAUGAGACAAGGGGCUCUAGUCCUUCCUUCUCCCGAGGAGAAAGUCCUUGCUCUGGUGACCCAUAGGUUGCAGAGGAGGUUGGAGCGAGAGUGUCCUGUAUUGGGAUAGCCAGGGAUCCCUGCCUUUGGCCUUUCUUCCUCUUCUUCCUCUUCCAUAGUUGGAUCAUGUAUAUUUUACUUCUAAAGGAGAGAAUGUCAAAAAGUUCUGUAUUUUUUUAUAUUCUGUAUAUUAAGUAGGUCAAUCUUAAUUGGUCUCGAGAGGAAGAACUGUUGUAAUUUCUAUAAGUAGGAUACUGUGAGGAAGACCAAAAGGAAACGUGGAAGCUCCCUCACUCAGGAGGCCUGAGCUUGAUCUUUUUCUUCUCUGCUUGGGUUCCGGGCCCCCACCUGGGACCAGCUUUAGCUCUGGAACCUUUACACAGCAGGUCAGCCUGGUCUUACUGUCCCAGCACCUGAAGGAAGCAAGGAUGACCCAGGGUAUGGUGAAGUCUACCACUGUAAUCCUUAUUGCUGAGCAUCCCGCUUGCAUCGGGAAACCCAGAAGCAGUCUGCCUUCUCAGAUUUGGUGUCAAAGGCCCUUGUUCACAUAAGUUAAUGUACAUGGUUCUUCUGUUACUAUUACAGAAACGUGGCAGCCUCAGGUCUUUUGUGAGUUAUUGUUAUCUUCCCUGUUUGGAAUCCUUGUACCUGGUUUGGGUUUUGCCCUUCCUUGUGACAAUUGUAAUCGUAAUGUCUUUUUUUCCUCUUUGAGUAAAGUGAAUGCAGUGCCACAGUGGCCUGCCUGUGCUUUGGUGGAUUACAUAUGAGAGUAAAGCCCAGUUGUUGGGGGGUGGGGUGGAGAGAGUUGUCAGCUGCGUAUAGACCAACCGUGAGGAGGCACAGUCUGCCUUGCCCCUGCGGUGCAGCUCCGGUCAGGCAGAGGUGCCCCGCUCAAGGUGUUUCUUCCCUUCCCCCAGAAACAGUGCCCUUCUCGCUCCCGUUUCUGCACACCUCCUCUGUCUCAGGUGAAGUCCAUGCCCCUCUACUUACAGAUCUAAAGUUCAGGUGCUCACUGUCAGCCAUUGGUGUUGAAUUUGCCCCUCCUUCUAGUGUGAGAUCCAAGUCCACAGCCAUUUUCCGAGAAAGGUGGUAUGGGCUAAAGCUUUUCACUGAGAAGUCACACCAAUGCUGGACCACCUUAGUGAGUCAGAUGCUACUCUUCAGCUUGGGAACGACGACUGUCAACCCCCAGUCUCCCAGGCAGGCAAGAGGCAGGACCUUUUUCACAUGGCCUGCGGACUCCCAUUACAAAACUGUUCUACAGUUCAAGGGAAAACUCCACCCUCGCCCCACCCCAACCCUUGUCCAAAAGGGAAAGCACUUUACUAGGAUCUACUUUGUACAUCUCAAGCAAUAGUUAAGUCCCUGGCAUUGGGGCCAAAUUCUUACUGUCAGACAUACAUAUCCUGCUUUUCCCAACUAUUCCCCAAAAUCUAUUUUCCCUUUUGCUCUGGGCCCUGUACCAGACGGAAGACUUUUGAUCCUCGAGCUGCUGCUUAAAGUCAGUUUUCUUUAAGGACUUCAAAGGCUGAAGUCUCCCAGGGCACAAUAUGAGGACAGAUUU